AUGUGUGGCUCGCCCCCGUCCGGGGAGCCGAGGGGAGUCGUGCGAAGGGGCCGGGGGCGGGGAGAGCCGGUGCCAGCCCGCACCACCUUCCCUCCCCCCUCCGGCCUGCCCAGGUUGACCCAGCCGGUUCCAAGCCCCAGAGGCGCGGCGGCGCACCUUGGCCAUGGCACCGGUCCACGGUCAACAGACAGCUCGGCUCCCGGGGCCCGCUCUCGCCUGCCGCCGCCCGCGCCGGAUCACGCAGCCGCCGGCCGGCCGCCUUCCCCGCCACCACCCAGGGGGAGAAGCUGUCCGGGAGUCGGGGGAAGGCCCCCCGACCUCCCUCCACCCCAGGCCCCCCAUUCAGCCCGGCCACAAGAGCCUGCCCCGCUGAUGACCCGAAAACCGAGAGACCCCAGUUCUCCCCCCAGCCCGGUCCGCACCCCAAGAGUCUUCCCGACGCCUCUCCCUCGCCCGGCAGUGCAGAUCCGCAGGGGACCGGACGGGCCCGGGGCGGCCGGGCGGAGGCCAGCGUCCCCGGGGGGCCGCGCCUCGCAGAAGCUCCCUCCCCCGACGCACCUCGGGGCUUCUCCGGCCGGGCGAAGGCGACGUCUAAGAGGCGCAGAGGAGGAGGCGCCUCUCGCCGCCCGGCCGGGAAAGGGCCUCCGGCCCGUCCGGAUUGGAUUCAGGGCGCAAUGA
This is a messenger RNA of Euleptes europaea (tarantolino), 678 nucleotides long. RefSeq names its product proline-rich protein HaeIII subfamily 1-like. Bases 1 to 678 code for a protein of 225 amino acids. The record is from RefSeq and is a predicted model, not a curated record. The transcript has a single exon. Lineage: Eukaryota; Metazoa; Chordata; Lepidosauria; Squamata; Sphaerodactylidae.